GGCGCCAUGAAUCUGAGCAGCAUGGCCGAUCUGAACCUGACGCUGUACUCGGGCGCCUUCAACUUCAGCCUCGGCCGUGCGCUGGACAUCCUUCAAGCAGCACUAUCGCAGCGACCGCGUCUUCUCCGGCUCCACCGAGGCCGGCAUCGUAGCCGCGUACGUGUUCCUCAUCACUUCGGGCGUCUUCUGCAAUCUGCUCGUGUCCGGCGUGAUCCUGUCGCACGCCAAGGUGCGCACCAACCGCAACCUGUUUGUGGUCAACCUGAGCAUCUCGGACACGGCGCUGUGCCUCUUCUGCAUGCCUUUCACGGUGUACUCGCUGACGCGCAAGACCUGGCCGCUGGGUGAGCUACUCUGCAAGCUGGUACCCUGCUUCCAGAGUGCCACCGUCUUCGUGUCGGCGGCCACCGUGUCGGCCAUCGCGUUCGACCGCCACCAGACCGUGGUGGCUGUGAACGUGCAGCGGCCAGAGGACAGCCGCCGUCGGGUAGCCUGGUACAUGGCCGCCAUCUGGAUCUUCUCGGUGGCGCUGUCGCUGCCGAUGUGCUUGUCGCAAAGCCUCCAGAAGGUGGGCUUGUCGCGCCGAUAUAUGUACGAGAAGUGCGUCGAGCAGUGGCCCUCACCUGGUGCCAAGCAGCUCUACACCCUGGUCACCCUGCUCAUCCAGUUCGUCAUACCCACCACGGCACUCGUGGUCACCCAUUUCCGCAUCAAGUCGCACCUGAGCUGCUCGGCCGCCUCGACGCCGGGAGCCUCGACCACGGCGCCUGACAAGCGCGGCUACUCGGAGCGCCUGCAACGCGAACUGCGCCGCAACCGGCGCGCCACCAUGGUGCUGCUCAAUGUUUCUGUCGUGUUCGCCAUCUCCUGGCUACCUUGGAACGCCAUGAACCUGCUGACCGAUUUCCACUUGGAGGGCAUCUCGCCGCAGCGGCUGUAUCUCAUCUUCGCUGUUUGCCACAUGAUCGCCAUGAGCAGCGCCACCACGAACCCCAUCAUGUACGGCUGGCUCAACACGAACAUCCGCCGAGAGCUGCUGGGAGUGCGCAACCGCGUUGGACUCGUCUUCAGCACGCUGCGCGCCUCCAACAGCGAGAACAACCUACACACGUCCAUGGACGACAACAGCCGCACGGCCGUCACCGUCGACAAGAGCCGCUUAUGACGCGUCCCGCUCGGCUACCGGCGCCGCUCGUCGGCCGCGUCGUCGGUGUAGGCCCCACUUGGUUCUCGAGACAAUAACGUGAUCCACGCCUGGAAAGAACUGCGUGCUGCUCCCGAGUGGCGCCAGAGUGCGCGACAUAUCGCGGCAUAGAAUCCCCCACAUUUCACAGACGCUCUUCAUGUGGGUAUGAACUCCGCCGUUGCGUAUCCGACCCGAAGAUCUGCGCUCAACUUUAUUGAAUGGACCGUGUAGCGUCGGCACUUGAUGUCCCAUGCGACUUCUGGCCGAACAAAACGUGAAAUGCGGCUGUGUGCAUUGCUUUGUUGGACACUUGGUAACUGCUUUGAUCUUGUCUCCCUGUUUCUCUCGAGCUUCUGUCCAGCCGACACUUGCCGUCAACUUCACACGAGGCUCUAGUUUUCACUGCACGAAGUGCUAGACGUCUAAGCACCUCUGUGCAGAAAGCCGGCUUCGCCGCUAAAUUAUACUUUUUGAAAAAAAAAAUAAUAAUUGCGCGCGUCAAGUGCCAGUGAUGUAUUUUACCAAUCCACGCCGUUAUAACUGAGCAGCUUGCGUGCAAUUGUCACUAUUUAAAUUAUAAGUAUGCUUCACUGUGUAACUUGACUGUGUAACUUCAUCGCUUACAAAUGCGUCGUCGCUUAUAAAGCCAGCGAACUCACGAGAAGCUUUCAGAGAUAACGAUGUCGGUUAUCCUUGUAUGCACCGUCGUCCGCGUUGUGUCCAUCAUUCAUUUGUAGCUGCAGCCGAGAACGAAAUAGAGAAUUGUUGUGAGCGUGAUAAACCCAGGCACCCAGUUAGUGCAUGUAAACAUGUUAUGGGUUGUUCACUGGCUGCACUACGGACGCUUUUCUGCCCGAAACGUUUUUGUCAGAACUUAAGUGCGCACUCUACCCUACUGCUAUCCCGAAUCGUAGGGCAGGACUUAUUCAGCAUAUGCUUGUGCCUAAACUUUGGCCUUUGUCAUUGAAAUUGCGAGUUAGUUUCCUGAUGAAUCAAUAUGCGGGCUCGACGUACAUUCCGAAGCUGCACACAGACUCCGACUCUUUUACUGAAUUCAAGUGCUGAAAGCAAUAGGGGCGUAAUGAAGAAGUAAAACGGGUCUUCACUAGAUCAGGAGAAAACGUUGAUGGAAUUUAUGCAAAUGCUCAAACAAAACGUCUCGAUGUGACCUACACAGACUUACGGUAUAGCAGCGGUCGCGUGCGCACUUCACGAUGACGACGGCAUCGUCGUCAUCGACGUCGGACGGCGGCGACCGCCGAGGUUAUGAGUAGUGGUGUAUAGUGUUAUUUGGUUACAUCUAGCAUCUCAUAUGCUCGCGCUUACACAGCACAGUGUCCGAGACGCAGGAGGAGCGUUCUGCGCUUAGUCGGCGACUGGCGCAUCAUACAGCGGACGCACGCGAGCGACGCGUGCGCUUAUACCAUGCGCUCAUCCUCCCUUGUGGAAAGUUCGUUCUAUAUAUCGUGCGUGCUUUCGUGCUUUCACGCGACACGAUCGAGCACGCACAGAGCCGACGGCGCGAUGGCUCGGGCACGUUAGCGACAGGCGCGCCUGCCCCUUCGGAACCGUCGGCAGAGUGCGUAAAUUGAGGUACGCGCGGGAUGCGUCAUCAAAUCGUCGUUAGUAUACACGCCUCGCGCUGGUCCUGCCGAUUCUUUUGAAGCUUUCCAAUUUUUAUUAUGGUCACGAAGGAACGUCACACCAUUUCUGCGGGCGGUAACGUAUAUAAAGAGGAGCUCGUUCGCGGCUCAAGCUCUGCGCCUAUAUGCAGCAGCCCCAAACUAACGUGGACGUUUGUUCAGCCUCGAUGUACACCAAAUCUCUUUUUUUUUGUUCUAGGGAGGAACACGACGUGCUUCUUUAAGCGGCUUCGACGUGUUUAAGCUUGGCUGUAAUUGGAUGUGGCACGGACUAAACACCUCGUGCUGAAGGGCAGUUUCGAGCCACGUUUCGCUCUAGCCUUCUGUGUGUGCGUUCUGGUGGCAUGCUUAGUGACAGUAAUUUAAAUUAGCCGCUUCCGGCAGCGUACAGUUACGUUGGAGUUCCUAAAGCACGCCUUCUUUGUUCGUGUAUACUUAAAGCGCGUUCUUUACACAACUGUGCACGGCUCACUCGAGGGAAGUUUGCAGCCUGCUUCUGCACCUCUGUGCCAUUAAACUUCCGUGUUGUCGGAUACUUUGAUAGAAACAGAUAAACGUAUUCAUUUAUUUAUUUAUUUAUUUAUUUAUUUAUUUAUUUAUUUAUUUAUUUAUUUAUUCAUUCAUUCAUUCAUUCAUUCAUUCAUUCAUUCAUUCUUAGGUUCGCAAGGAGUUACAGAGAGGAGUGGGAUUGCGAUAAAAAGUACACAACAGCCGAUAAAUUUCCUCAUUCCAGCUGGGCAAGUUGGAACAUAAAUUUCGACAACAUGGUCAACGCGUGUUAAUAUAUAAUGAAGAAUUAAAAUAAAUAUAGUUUUAAGCUUUCGUAAUAAUAGUAAAUCUUGUAAUGCGCACACUGUAAGAGAUAUGCGGCGUCGUACAGGAAUAUCAGGAAGGUCGAAGUGUUUCCAUAGAAACAGUGAAGCACGCGGAAUGGCUCUGAAGCUAUUGCGGGAACGUAAAUAGGGAUUUACUUCGGACAUGUUCGACAGAUGAGGCAUACCCUAUGCUAUGAAUGAAGUGGCGUCUUGUGCAGAAGCAAUUUCAAGGAUGCUUGGCCAUGAGAAGUGUUGCUGCGGAGGAAGUCAAACCUGCGUUUGGAAUUGUUGAUAAUGUACUGUACGUCCAUACUGCGAGAAAAACAAGUAAUGUGAACGCCUCGGUACUGGUACGAAGUCAUGGGAGUUGGAAGAGAAGCAUUAAUGCUGUAAUAACGGGAACAAGAAUCGAGAGCAGACCGGUGUAGCAGCAAUGAGAAAUGUUAAUUACAUCAGACUGCAGUGUGCAUGCGCUGGACAGGUCAGCUAUUUUUCUGUAAAGUGCUCAAUAAUUAUUAAAUAAUUCCAUAAUCGAGCGCUCUGAAGCGGAAAGCUCAUUGAUGUAGAUGAAAAAAAAAAUAGGUCCGAGCACGAAACUUUGAGAAGCACGUGACAAAAACCGGAAUCACGCUGAUUGCCACUACAUACUGUGUAAUGUCAUGGACCUCGAUAUGUUUCGAGAGCACUAGUGUUCUCGGGAAGCUGGAAACCUUUAGUAUCGCAGCAUAAAUGCCAGCCUAACAAUUAUGUACACGUGAAGGUUCUGCCACGGUAUUGGAAUAAAUCAUUCGCUCACCUUCUAGCUUUAGCGGUUCAGUCAUAAAUACCAUGAAAGCGCAAAAUUGACGGUUUUCACCACACGCAAGACAGAAAGGAUAUAGGGAGGCUAGCCAGCAAAAAAUAAACAAAUAAAUAAAAAUAAAAAAAUCCGCUUUCUAUCCUGCACUGGAAGGUGUGGAAGGGGACUGGAAAGAAAAUAAGGAAAAAGAGAGACAAAAACAGUGCAAAUGCAGACGCUCACUUCUCGUUCAAAGCAAAGGAUGAAACUCGUCGGUGCUAAAAUAACAACUUACGAUACUACACAAAAGCCUCCAAACGCAAUUGAUUGUUUUUUUCCCUCUAUUUUCGUCAUUUAAAUAUCGUUGAACAAUACCCAUCACGCAAGAAAAAAAUAAAAAGAACAUCCUUCAUUAAAGUGUAAUGUCUUACUUUUGCCAUCAGGCAAU
Molecule: messenger RNA, 4870 nt
Organism: Rhipicephalus sanguineus (brown dog tick)
Lineage: Eukaryota; Metazoa; Arthropoda; Arachnida; Ixodida; Ixodidae
Product: neuropeptide F receptor
Exons: 1
Coding region: 299-1165 (288 amino acids)
Biological process (GO): G protein-coupled receptor signaling pathway
Cellular component (GO): membrane
Molecular function (GO): neuropeptide Y receptor activity
Source: RefSeq, a predicted model, not a curated record